ACGAUCAAGGUUAAUUAAGAUUAAGGUUUGAACGCUUCAAGGCUUCAAUCAUUUCUUCUAUAAAUUUGUUGCAUGUUCAUACUCUCUUUAGAUCCUACCUUCCUAUUCUCUUACAAAAUUUUUCUUCCAAACGAUAAUACACCAACACAAUGAAGCAAAAGGUGGUGAUCAGAGUGGACAUGUCUGAUCCCAAGAAGUCCAAGGCCAAAGCCAUAAAGACUGCAGCUAGUAUCCCAGGGGUAGAAUCAGUAGCAAUAAAAGGCGAUAGCACGGAUAUGCUAGAGGUGGUCGGAAAUGAAAUAGAUACCGUCGAACUCACUAAUUUGUUGAGAAAGAAUGUGGGGGGUGCAGAUUUAAUCAGUGUUGUCCCGGCCGAAGAUAAGGUGAAGAAGCCUGUUUGCUCUAAUUGCUCCAUUAUGUGAUUAGCCGACUGCUGAAAGUGUAUAAAUGAUCUGUCUUACUUUGAUUUUUCUUCAAAAUGGCCGUCUUCAGAGUUUGAAUUCAUGAAAAAAGUAGACACUUGAGCAUAACGUCAAAUAGUACCUACCUGUACUUAGUAACUGCAGUAGAUUGUUCUAUUUCAAAAUUAAUGUAUUCGCUUAUUCUUGUGAUUUUUCAAUAUAAAUGUAGCCAGAUAUUCAGUUCUA
This is a messenger RNA of Daucus carota subsp. sativus, 647 nucleotides long. RefSeq names its product heavy metal-associated isoprenylated plant protein 16-like. The record is from RefSeq and is a predicted model, not a curated record. Lineage: Eukaryota; Viridiplantae; Streptophyta; Magnoliopsida; Apiales; Apiaceae. The coding region runs from base 150 to 422 and encodes 90 amino acids. The transcript has 3 exons. Gene Ontology annotation, molecular function: metal ion binding.